AUGGCUGCUGAUGGUGGAACUCAUCAUCCAUAUGGGGGGUUCUCUCUAUCUUCAUCCUCCCAGAGGGUAGAGGGGUCUGCUGUGGGAGGAGCUAAUUCUUCGAGGAAGGAAUCUCAAGGGUUUCAACAUAAAGCUUCGUCUGAGUUUUUAUGGUCUGAUAUGUUUGUGAAGAAGAAGGAAUUAUCACCUGAUGUGUCCAUAGAUUUCAAUUCUCCUGGCUUUAUUGAUGAUAAAGAGGUAGCAGAUGUGUUAGAAGAAGAUGUUGCUGAUGAAUUGAAAUUUUGUCAGGAUUUGCUAAUUGGGGUUUUUGUGGGGAAGAAGUUCCCUUACAUGAUGGUUAAGAAUGCAGUUCUUCGUGCCUGGAAACCUAAAGGAGCUAUGCAGAUGACUAUUCAUGGUGAGUCCAAUUAUGUAUUUGAAUUUGAUAAUGAAGAGGAUCGCGUUGCUGCUAUUGAGUACGGCCCCGUGUUUAUUGCUAGUCAAAUGUUCUUGGUUAGGCCAUGGCAUCCUUUGAUUGAACAGGAAAUAGCUACAAUGAAAUCUGUUCCCACCUGGGUUAAUUUACGCAAGGUACCAUUACAUAUGUGGAAUGCAACUGCUUUAUCAAAGAUAGCUAGUUUAAUAGGGAAACCUAUUAUGAUGGACAAAUUCACAUUGAGUCGUUCUAGAAUGAGUUUUGCUCGUGUCUUAGUGGAAAUAGAUUUUGAUUAUAAGUAUCCAUUGGUUGUUCCUGUAUACUAUAAGGGGAAGCAUGUGGUGGAUGUUUAUGUUGAAUAUUCAUGGAAACCUCCCGUCUUCUCAGAGUGUUCAACUUUUGGUCAUUCCCUGGCUAAAUGUCCUAAAGUAGCACCUAAGAUUUAUGCUGCAGUAGAGAAGAAGAACAAUGAUGGUGUUGUGAAACAGGUUUAG
Messenger RNA from Papaver somniferum (opium poppy), 909 nucleotides. RefSeq lists its product as uncharacterized. The transcript has a single exon. Lineage: Eukaryota; Viridiplantae; Streptophyta; Magnoliopsida; Ranunculales; Papaveraceae. The record is from RefSeq and is a predicted model, not a curated record. Bases 1 to 909 code for a protein of 302 amino acids.